AUGGCGAGUAGCGAGGAUGCCUCCGAUUUGGCCAGGCUCUGGGAGGAAGCCAUUGCCGACUUCAAAGGGUCAACAAAGUUGGAUCUCACCCAAUGGCAUUUCAAAUCCAUGGACGAAGCAAUGGACAGCGCAAAACAGCAGUCACAAAACUUCAGCGGCUGGCGACACGACCGAACCAAGGUCGACCAUGUCAGAUCGCUGCUUGGGAAUAACCUCAACAACAUCCAGAAAGUGGUCACUGGUGCAAAGAUGGCGGCUGAUGCCGCAGGGGCCUUUCCUCCCGCUCUCCCUGCCACGUUGCUGAUGACGGCAUUUACCGUGGUUUUCCAAACUUUCAAAGACGUCAAGGCGGACUACGACCGGGUGUGUGGGUUCUACACUCAGAUGGGCUCAUUUUUCGAUCAAAUUUCGAUGGUGGAGAACAAAUCACCCAAGUUGGAACCAUUUGAGCGGUGCAUUCGGAAAGUAUUCAGCGCUAUGUUGACAAUUGCUGGCAUUGCCGCCGACUACAAGUCAAAGGGUCGCUUUAAGAAAUGGGCAAAGAACCUCGUAGACGGAGGAGGCGAUCCCAAAUUGGCCAGUGCUUAUGGUACAAUGGACGAUUCAAUUGUAAAGCUGCAUCAGGCAGUGGGGCUUGCAACAUUAUCGGUUCUUGUGGAUGUUCAGGAGGUCACCACACGUAUCGAGGGCAAGACAGAUCAAGUGCUCGUAUCGCAGCAAGAGAUCAAAGCGAUAAGCGUCGACACGCACCGCGACGUAAGCUCUUUGAGGGAAGGACAGGAAGAGACGCUUGAAGAGAUCGGCGGGCUCCGGCGUGUAAUGAGUACUGGAUUUGAAGAUGUCACUGCUCAAAACCAGCAGCUUCAUGCUGAUCUGAAGAAAAUGAUGGUGGGUACUGACUACUAUUACUUGAGUUGUGCUUGCGUUGACUGACACGACAUUCAUGAAUCCAGAAUGACGCAUUGAAGCAAUCUGCGGCGGAAAGAAAGGUCGAUGCUAAUUCGGAGAAAUCUGGGAAAAGCGAAGUCUCUACUGGAAGCAGGAGGUACAAGAAUGCAAAGGUCAAACGCCAUUUCUCCGAUGGCGCAGAGGCACGCAACUUCGUCCGAGCUCAGCGCGGAGACAUCUCUGAGUCCUUCGUAGAGGGCACCACGAAAUGGAUCUUCGAGGAUGACACGUAUAAGUCCUGGUCAGAGGGAGAAGUACCAGCCCUCUGGCUUGCUGGCGAGGCUGGAACGGGAAAGUCGUUCCUCGCGCAUGCAAUUGCCGCCAAUCUCGAACAACGGCAAAGGGAACACGCGUCCGUCGCGAGUUUCUUCUUCCGGGAAGAUCAAGAUGCAUUACGAUCACUCCGCAACGCACUCCGCUGCGCCGUGCUGCAAAUCGCUGAUUCCAAUCCCGCUUACCUAGAAGUGGUCGCAGCAGAGAUUGCAAAGCAAAGCGCCGAUGACGACCCAUGGUCACAAUUCUUCGCGUCAAGAUUCCCAAGAGAGUCGCAGGCCCAUCUAUACUUUGUUGUUGAUGGAGUUGAUGAAGCACAUGUGGCAGAUCAGGAGGCCAUUGUUGCGCUCAUCCAGCAACUUCCUACCGCAGACCUUAAUAUCCACGUCUUGUUCACAGGUCGGCCAUCACUCGAAACUCUCUUCGCGAAUUCAGCUCCGGUGAGAAUAAAUUUGUCCAAGGAGCGCAUCUCAGCAGAUAUGAAACUUCUUACUGCUGCCCGGAUCAGAUCUCUACCGAGGCUGCGCAAAUUCCAUCGACAAACCAAACGUCAGCUGGAACAGAAGCUCGGCGAGAAGGCAGACAGCAUGCUUUACAUCGAGCACAUGCUUCGAAGGUUCAGCUCAAUCGGUCGAGAAGGCGCGGUUCUGAAGGACCUUAAGAAAGGCAUGCCUGACAGUUUGAAAGAGCUGUACAAGCUGCUGUUAGCAGAGUGUCAAAAAGGGCGAACACACGCGCAAUACGUGACGCUCAAGACUCUCUUUGCAGUCUUGGCGUAUAGCGAGAGGCCUCUUUCGCUGGGCGAGGCAGCUGACCUUGUCACCCUGACCGACCCUGACGACGCCUUCGACAUCGAAGAUGAGGUGAUUGGUCGCUGUGCUCGCUUGUUGGACCUCUCCCAGGAUCAGGACGAGACCGACGACAAUGAACUCAUAUCGGAUCUACAUUCUGAUGGCAACGACGCCAGUGACAGCGAUCACGUGGCCGACGUAUCCAGCGAAAGAGAGAAAACGAGGAUAGCAUUCCAAGAACGGUCUAUGCGCGACUAUUUUCGUGCAGUGAACGUGGAGGAAGAUGGACUACGCACGUCUACGGCGCACAGCCACUUGCUCAUCUUCAAGCUCCUUGUACAACUGCUAUCCGACGAAGCCCCUCAAGAGGUGAUCCAGAAGCCAUGCUUGCACGCAUACGCCGCGAAUUACUGGGCCGAUCACUUUGUCAAAAUAGAUGUGUCGGCGAAACACGUAUCAGAAGUCCUGGGCGGGCUCUCGAGUAUCUUCACCAACGAAAACAACGCGGCUGCGUCCUUUGAGUCGUACAAGGCCCCGUAUUACGACUGUCUGGAGCAGCGUACAGGUUUCUUAGCCAAGUUCGAGUCCUUCCUACAGCUAGUAGAUGUCGUCGACGACCUUCCUGCAACACUGAAGGACUGGGCAGAGGAAUCGUUGAAGGCUCCUCGACGGGUGUUAUUACCGCUAGCGCGAGGUCACAUCAGGUAGCUUGACUGAAGAGUACUCGCCUUAUGACUUUGAUGCUAACCCGUUCAUAGCAAUCAAUUUGACCCUCUCAGUAGGCGCCUGGUGGAGCAAUGCUUUCUCUACUCCCGAUCAGCUCUAAUUACAGCAGGCGUCUUCACGGCGGGGGAAGAUGAGAAGCUGGACAUUGUCAGCGUGCUCGAGUACUUUCCCGACAUCGACAGCAGGAGCGUGCAUGCUCUGCGUGGCAUCGCUCAUGUGCUGCAACGCCGCAACCAACUUGAAUUGUCCGAGGAAUACGCAAGCAAGGCCCUUGCACUCGAUGACCCAAGUCCUCGAAAUCGCUUUAAGCUCCAUUGGAUUUCAAGUUACAAUAAAUAUUUUGCAGGCUACAACGCCAAUGUGGCAGCGGCAGAGUCCACAGGCGGACAUGACACCGAUUCAGAAGUAGAUUCUGGCAAGAAGACCUCUGAGCAGCUACCGCAGCCGGCUGAGACCACGUCAAGCGUUGAUGUAGAUGUACAAGCAGCAUCUGGUGCGGAGCAAAACAAAGUCAACAACCUGUCUCCAGCAACACCCGGCAAAGUCAGGCUAGAAGAGGCCUUGCAGCACACCAAUACUGCAAUGACCCUGUUGCCAGAAGGAUGGAGAGAUGAUGAGAAAUGGGUCGUAUCAGUAGAAUCGAUCUACACGCUCAAAGCCGGUAUUCUCCGGCUUUUACAACGCGAAGACGAAGCUCUGGCAGCCUACCAUGACGCGCGUGCUGUGCGACCUGAAGUUGAUAAUCUUAUGGCUUCCAUUCUCAACGCCAUGCUCAACAUGUGGCAGUGUGACCUUCACGCAGGGGAAAAGUGGGCUGCCGAUGCUGUCCAUCCUGAACAAUACUUUGACAUCAUUGAGUCUUGGACGCUCUCGGAGCGCUUGAAAUGGGUUACGUUCCUCAUAGAAGUGGACCUAAACCAGGGCGCCAUGUCCGGCUGGGCGUUGCAAAAGUGUGCCAAACGAGCUGGUACUCGUGGUCACAGGAUCACAAUCAACGUCUAUGAAGCAUACCUCAGGUCUGUCAGUCGUACGUCUAGCAAAUGGGCGCAGGCCAAGGGCGACCUCGCCCUAAUCUACAGCCUCUCUGUAGGCGACCUGCAGAAGGCUUGCGAUACCGCGAUCGAAGUUCUGAGUGUUGAAUACUCGGAAGACGACACAGAGAACCUGGAGACCGUUCUUUUCAAUGUGCGACAAAACCUCUGCGACGACCUCUUCACCCUUUUCCGCCAGUCCGGCGAUCCUCAGCGGAAGUUGAAGCUCCUCGACACGAUGAUGAAUCUUCCAAUCAUCAAGAUUGGCACUGCAGAUGAUGCAACAGCAAGGGAUGAGGCGGCAAUAAGCUCCUGGGAGGAGCUGAACGAGUCGCCCGUUCUUGUGAUGCAGGCGUUGAUGACCAGGACGAUAGGUUCGCCAGUCAAGUUCCGCGAGAUGAUGGAGAGACUGUUCCAAAUCUGCGUGGCCGGCCUCACUGAUAAAGUUGGCAAUAACGACUCUUCAAGUUUCCGGCUCCUAGCGAAAGCUCUGGCAUGUGUUCCAGGCCUUCAGAGGGAUGCUCAGAUUGCGCUGUCGUGUCAGUACUCUGUCACGGAUCCAGAGGUCGAGCACCCUGACGAGAAUGAAGGACGUGAAGAUGAUGAUGAAGAAGCAGAACAAAGAGCAGAUGAGAGCGAAGAUAAUGAUACUAUUGCUGGCGCUGAUGUCGACGAGCAUCAAGCCGAGCAAGACGGUCCGACAGUCGGAGUUACGGUCAACAGCCAAGCAGUCGAGAUCACACAGCCGCAACUCGAUGAGCUAACGACGCAGCUGGCCGCUGAGGUGGAGAAGUUGACCGUCAAUGGCGAUUCCAUAGGUAUUCCUCCCAAGGACUCACUGGAAUCUCAGGCAUAUGAGGAGAAUGAGGAAGAUGCAGAGAGAGAGGACGAGGACAUUCUGGGAGACCUUCUUCCCGAGUACGAUCGUGGCGCAACGUGCGAUGGCAAUUGCGACUUCUUCGAGAGUGACUGGACUCAAGGCGUUAUGUACAUGUGCGUUCACUGUGCUAAUUGCGACCUGUGCGAGGAUUGCUAUGAGGUAGGCUUCUCUUUCAGAAUACGAAAUGGGACCUACGGCGACUAACAUCUAAAACAGAAACGUAUGGCCUGGAAUCGAGGGGUACCUAACACAAUACAUUGGACAGACUGGUGUGGCCAGGACCACGCGUACGUCAAAGGCCCGGUGGAAGGCUGGCGAGGUGUCAAGAAUGGCGUUAUUCGCAUCGGCGAGGAAGAAGUUGAAUUCAAGGAAUGGCUUCGCUUGCUUAAGGAAGAGAGGUGGCCUAAAGCUUGGGAGGACUUCUGGAGGGGUGAGAGUUUUCUCCGUGCAGGAUCCUGA
This is a messenger RNA of Lecanosticta acicola, 5108 nucleotides long. The record is from the annotation of a GenBank genome assembly. Lineage: Eukaryota; Fungi; Ascomycota; Dothideomycetes; Mycosphaerellales; Mycosphaerellaceae.